This is a messenger RNA of Phragmites australis (common reed), 1749 nucleotides long. RefSeq lists its product as uncharacterized. Gene Ontology annotation, cellular component: endoplasmic reticulum tubular network. Gene Ontology annotation, biological process: endoplasmic reticulum tubular network organization. Lineage: Eukaryota; Viridiplantae; Streptophyta; Magnoliopsida; Poales; Poaceae. The transcript is spliced from 5 exons. Bases 232 to 1449 code for a protein of 405 amino acids. The record is from RefSeq and is a predicted model, not a curated record.
UCCUAUCCUUCCCUGACCUUUCCGGCCUUGCCUUGGCCUUUCCCCAAAAGCGCGCCUCCACGAAGCGAUCCUUCGUUGCUGGCUUCGCUUCGCAUAAUCGAGGAGUGCACGAAGGAACCGCGCGAAAUCCGCGGCAUCUCAGCGUCGGCCUCUUCGCCGCCUUCCCAUCGACCCGUCCCACCUGAUCAGAUCCUAUCAGUCUCCGCCUCUCCGGUCCCGAUCGCGCCGCGCAUGGCCGAGGGCGACGCGCCCGCCUCCGCCGCCGCGGCGGUGGCAACGGCGUCGCCGGCGCCGCCUGAGACUCCGUCGACGCAGAAGCGGAGGCAGCGGGGGCUGGUGUCCCGGGUGUGGAAGGGCAUCUUCGGCGGCCGCGAGGACGUGGAGAAGCUGCUGCACGCGCUGUCUAAAGAGGAGGAGGCCGCGCGCGCCCGCCUCCGUCGCCGCGCCCGCGCCUCCCGCAAGUCCGCGCACAACGUCCUCGCCCUCGCCGCCGCGCUUGAGGUUGUUGCAGUUGGAUAUGCCAUCAUGACUACCAGAUCACCGGACCUCAGCUGGCAGAUGAGGGCAGUCCGGGUGCUGCCCAUGUUCCUGGUUCCUGCUCUAGCUGCUCUCAUUUAUUUAACUAUUAGAAGCCUCACAAAAAUGCUUGACAACAGAGACCAACAUACUCUUGAAAAACUUCGAGCUGAAAGGCAGGCCAAGAUUGAUGAGUUGAAGGAGAGAACAAAUUACUACACUACUCAGCAACUUAUACAGAGAUACGAUCUUGACCCUGCUGCGAAGGCUGCAGCUGCAACUGUUUUGGCAUGUAAGUUGGGUGUGGAUUCUGGACUGAGAGUCUUUUUGGGAGAUGAAUCAAGCAGGGAUGCAACACUCGGUAAAAGUAAUGAUACUAAUCUUGGACAAACUACUGGGAUGAGGCAAAGAAAACCAGCACACUUAAGCAAUGGCACUGGAAGGACCCAUUCCCCCGAGCCAUUAGAUGGCUCAGAUGUGUAUGAUGGUAAUGAAGAAGGCCUUGGUACUCCAAAGCAGAGGACUGUUGAGCACUUCAGAGGUCCAGCAGGUAAUGAUGGAGGAUGGCUUGCACGAGUGGCUGCUCUGCUUGUAGGGGAGGAUCCAACGCAGUGCUACGCGCUAAUAUGUGGCAACUGCCAUAUGCAUAAUGGUCUUGCAAGGAAAGAGGACUUUGCAUUCAUCACAUACUACUGUCCCCACUGUAAUGCCCUCAAUGGAUCCCGGCAACAUGAGGGCCAUGACAUGGUAUCUAAUUCUGGCAAGGAGAGUCCUAGUUCUCGUUCUGAUGGUAGCAUUGGCCACGUCGAUGCAAGCCUUGCAAGCUCAGGUGUUGUAAGUCCUGUCGCAAGCAAUUUACCAGCUGCAGCUGUUGAAGAACUCCCUGAAGAAGAUUCUGGGGACAAGGCAAGUAGUGAUCAACCUGCCAAUUAAACUCUUCGUUUUGCUGUAGAGUAUGUAUUUGUGAAGUAUUGCAUCUGUAACAUGGAUUUGUGUCGAGGUGAUCGAUUUUUUGUACGACGUAGUAUAUGGAGUAAGUACCAUGUUGUGUGCAUUAUUGGUGUGCAGCACCUGGUAGCUUGGGUAGUUUCAUCGUGCCUUAGCCCCCAGAGUACCAGCACAACGCCCGUUUGCUGGCAUCUUGUCAAGUUGAUGGCCCCAAUUGUUGAUGGGAUGUUCAUUUCUUUCUUCAUUGUUUAUGGAGUGCAUCAUAUUGAGAAGCGUUGGACAUUA